AUGACGAUGCCACCGCCACCGCGCGUGCGGUUGCUCGGCGGCGAAGCCGGCUCCUUUUUCACCGGCGCCAAGGAUGGCGCCGAUCUCGAGAGCGACCUCGACGCCGUGUCGGAAGACGACGAGCUGGCAGCCAUGCGCCGUGGCUGCCAGCUUUGCAAGAAAUCGCUCGGAACUGCUAAGCGCUUGGGGCUUCUAAUGGCGGAAGCAUUGACUGCAGUUGUCGCAAUAGGAUGGGGCAUGAAAGCCGUAGGGUGGGUUGCCUCGCCCAUCAUCUCCGACCUGUUCAAGAAAGCAUCCUCCUAUCUCGGCUUUGAUGCAUCGGAGAAGCUGAGCGAGCUUGAGCCAAAGAUUUUAUUGCUGGAGCGGGUGAUGGGAGCGGUUGAGGGGAGCCCUUGCAGGCCUCGUUUGGAGGGACUGUACAACAAACUUAAAUCUGCUUUCUACGAAGCAGAGGAAAUCUUGGAUGAUGUUGAGUAUUACAGUCUCGAGAAGAAGAUACAAGAUGACAAGCUCAAGUCAGAGGUCGCUGGGCCUUCACGUCGCUUGAAGCAGAUCUUGUCUGCCGUGACGAAGAGCUCUCCACUAAAACAUCAGGAGAGUGGUAUGUCAAAAGUUAAGUUGAAAAAGAAGCUAGACACAUUAGAAGAGAUGAACCUGCCAAGCCUAAGUGGUGCAAACCAGAGCCAUGGUGUUGCUGCUAAAUCACGAGGUAGCGUCACUACUUCAAGGCCUCUAUCAAAGAUAAUCGGACGAGAUGAAGAUUGUGAUAAGAUCGUAGCAAUGCUUCAUGAGAAGGAAGAACAUGGUCAGCCUGAGAGCAAUAGUGCUCCAUGUUACACUGUUGUUGGCAUUCAUGGUGUCGGCGGUUCUGGGAAAUCAACCCUUGCGCAACUUGUUUGUGCCCGUGAGAAAACGGAUGCCCAUUUUGACCUUGUAAUGUGGGUUCAUGUUUCUCAGGAUUAUUGUGUGGAUGCCCUUUACGUGCAGAUGUUUGAAGCUGCUACAGGUACUUCAUGCCCUCAAUUGAGUAAUCGUGACACCUUACAAGAUAUAUUGGAGAAGAAACUGCAUGGAAAACGUUUCAUUUUGGUACUAGAUGAUGUUUGGUACAAUAUUAGAAAUGUGACGCAGUCUGAAAGUAUGCAACAGAUACUUUCGCCGCUGCAGGCUGGAGAGGCAGGAAGCAAGAUCCUUGUGACUAGUCGAACUGAAGAUGCAUUAUUAGCUCUCGGUGUCGCGAAGCAGAGAUGUAUUCCCAUACCAGUCCUAGAUGAAAAUGUCUUCUGCAAUUUGCUCAUGCAUUAUGCACUCCAUGGCGUACCUGUUGACGAUCAUGCUCGUAGAACACUGGAAGAUAUUGGAAAAGAGAUUGCAAAAAAGCUGAAGAGGUCACCUCUAGCAGCCAGAAUAGUUGGAGCACAGUUGCGUAUAAGGCAAACCGUUGAGUUCUGGAGAAGCGUUCGAAACCGGGACCUUUUGAACGAGACCAUGGGAGCUCUGUGGUGGAGCUACCAUCAUCUUUGUGAGCAGGUCAAGCGUUGCUUUGCUUUCUGCAGUAUAUUUCCUCGAAGACAUUUGUUGAAACGUCACGAGUUGGUAAAGCUAUGGGUUGCAGAAGGGUUUGCCAGAUGCACUAGUGAAGGGGGGGAAAUGGAAGAUGUUUGCCAGGAAUACUUUGAUGAACUAGUGUCAGCCUCAUUUCUGCAACUUAGAGCAAAGGAGAAUCCCCUUGAGAAGGAGUACUAUUUAAUUCAUGAUCUGUUGCAUGAUCUAGCGGAGAAGGCCGCUGGAAGCGACUGUUUCAGAAUCGAAAAUAGUUGGAAACCGCAAAGAAAAUGUACAGCAGUGGAAGUUCCUCCAAACGUCCGACAUUUAUUUGUUGAGACCUAUAAUGAAGAAUUGGUCACCAUGAAGAUAUGCAAAUUGUACAACUUACGCACUCUCAUCAUUGGUGGUAAAAAUAUACAAGGAGCAGUUGGGGAGCAAGACCUGAAGUGCAUGUUUAAGAAGCUGAGGAAGUUGCGUGUGCUUAUCAUAAGUCCCAGAUAUUCAAAGGAGGGAGGUUGUGUCUCCUUAGAUGUCCGAGUCCCAGCAUGUAUUGGUCAGCUUACACACCUGAGGUAUCUUGCUUUACGUGCUAGUUUUUUUAGUCGUGGAAUUCUAAGGUUGACUUUACCGGCCACUUUUAGCAAGCUAUACCACAUGCAGAUUCUGGAUUUUAAGCGCUUUGAGAAUGUGGAGUUUUCAACUUCUGAAGAUAUUGGUGACCUCGUCAAUUUGCGGCAUGUACGCUUCUCAGACCUUCUGGAUAUCCCAAACAUCGGCAAGCUGACGUCACUCCUAUCGAUGAAAGUCUUCAAUGUAAGAAAGCAACAAGGCCACGAGUUAAAGCAACUCGGGAACCUAAUCAAGCUUCGGGGGCAACUCUCGAUUAGGGGCUUGGAAAAUGUUGAAAGCAAGGCGGAAGCUCUCGAGGCCAAUCUGGCCGGUAAGGAAGGGCUGGGUACACUGAAACUGUCCUGGGAGAGAGUUCAAGCGAGUCCAGAAUCUCAGGCACAAGUACUAGAAGGUCUUUGCCCUCCCAAGGAUCUCGAAUCACUGACUAUCGAAGGUUACCAAUGUUCGACGUAUCCAAGCUGGAUGCACAAUGGUGGCCCAAAGCACGUGAACCAUCUCGUGCUCUACGGAUGCAGGGCACAACCUGGUCCUGAACUUGUUGGGUUUUGCGCUCAUCUACGUGAGCUCGGGAUUGUGGGCUGCAGUUGGGACGCCUUGCCAGAUUACAUUGAGCACCUGACAUCACUGCAGAGCCUGGAGAUCAAGUCCUGCCAGAAUAUUCGGUCGCUUCCAGCACUGCCACCAUCUCUUGAGCGCUUAGACCUGAAUGACUGCGGUAUGUUGGCGUGUUCGUGCAAAACAAUUGGAGAUCCAGAUUGGCAGAAGAUUAAGCACAUCCCGUACGCAUCAAUAUAUGACGGUAAUACCGACCGAGGAGUAGGCUGCGUGAUGAAAAUGGGAGUUGCACAAGACCUGAAGGACUUAUCGUCACUUGUACCCGUGCGGUUCUAG
Molecule: messenger RNA, 3069 nt
Organism: Lolium rigidum
Lineage: Eukaryota; Viridiplantae; Streptophyta; Magnoliopsida; Poales; Poaceae
Product: putative disease resistance protein RGA3
Exons: 6
Coding region: 1-3069 (1022 amino acids)
Biological process (GO): defense response to other organism
Molecular function (GO): ADP binding
Source: RefSeq, a predicted model, not a curated record